AGCAGAUAGUGCAAAAAUGUACCUAGCAUUACAAUCGUUCAGGUCACUAAAAUUUAAUCAUUUCCAUGUUUGCGAUAACUCUUUUAACUUCGAACUCUCUUAGCCUUGAAGUUACCUAUACAUCAUCUUCGACUCUACUUAGUUCUAAGGUCCUGCAUAUUUAGUCGACGUCUUUCCCCUACUAUCGAAGAAUGUUCGCGCGCCCACGACCCAAAAAGGGUCUGCUCCCUCCACCACCAAAGAAGCGAAAAAUUCAACAUUCAGUCGAAGAGAUCAAGUUCGAUACCGACGCUCGUUCCGACUACCUCACUGGAUUUCACAAGCGCAAAUUGCAAAGAAUCAAGAAUGCGCAAGAGCAAGCUGCGCAACGGGCAAGACAGGAGAAGAUCGAAUUGAGAAAGCAGGUCCGCGAAGAUCGGAAGAGAGAAGUCGAAGAACAUGUACAAAACGUCAAUGCAAUCCUGAAGGAAGCGCAGCAAGCCGGCUAUGUAGGCGGGGAGGAGACGUCCGAGGACGAAGCAGAAGAAUGGGGAGGGUUUCAAGAUACUCCUGCACUGGAACCUAUUGACCACGAGGAAGAGUACAUCGACGAAGAACGUUACACUACGGUGACAAUAGAGUCUGUAAUUGUGUCUAAAGAUGGAUUGUCAAGCUCUAGGCCAGAGGGCGACUCGGGCGAAGAAGACGAAGACGAGACAACGAAGGGAGAUUCCCAACAUCCUCCAGGGAGUCAAGAGAACACCAGGCCACCUAAAAAGAAGAAACCGAAGUUUAGGUAUGAGACAAAGUCGGAAAGACAACUCAGCCAGAGGAAACAGAAAGCCUCCAAGAGCAGAAAGAAACCACGUGGUUGAUUACUGCAUUGUCUAGCCGUCUUGUAGGCUUUGCUGUUGCAAAUACCGAAUAUAAGUCCACCGUACAAUAAACAUGUCCUAAACACUUGACUUCUCCUCAAUAGCCACCGCAGAAUUCCCGUCCCUCUCGAGAUCGAAGGU
Annulohypoxylon truncatum is the source of this 995-nucleotide messenger RNA. Its product is annotated as nucleolar protein 12-domain-containing protein. The coding region runs from base 192 to 854 and encodes 220 amino acids. The transcript is spliced from 2 exons. Gene Ontology annotation, cellular component: nucleolus. Lineage: Eukaryota; Fungi; Ascomycota; Sordariomycetes; Xylariales; Hypoxylaceae. The record is from RefSeq and is a predicted model, not a curated record. Gene Ontology annotation, molecular function: RNA binding.